CUGAAAUCUUGAACAGCAGAUCUGAUAGGUCACCAUUAAUCUAUUGAUUACUAAACUCCUUUAUCGCUGAGUAUAUUCUGAUUAUAUAUAAAAAUCUGAAAGAUAAUUAUAAAUGUUUUGAGUUUGUCUAUAGUUCGACAUAUUUUUUGAAAUUAAUACAAUGUCUAAAACGAUUAUUACUUUAAUUUUCGUGUGCUGCAUUGUAGCACAUGUCCAAUGCAAAACAUUUAUAGAGUGUCUAGAUACUGAUAAUAAAGGAGUCCUGACCUUUGACGAACAAAUAUCAUCAAGUUCUCAUGGGAUUAUCAGUGAACAAAUUCCAGCAGGGAUGUUUAAAUCACAAAUUACGUGUAUAGUGAUAUACUUCGAUAAUAAUAUCACACCGGUGUUAACUCAAGGAGGAGUUGGAGCUAGGUAUGUAGGACUUCGUCUUGAUUUUUCUUCUGUGCUACAAUCAACCUAUAGAGUUCAAAUUUAUACUUCAGAACCAGAAGAUUACAUUCCAAAAUAAUCUAAUAAGAAAUUGUCACAUUUAAUUUACUGUUUUAAAAUCUAUCAUUUUGAAAUUAAUAAACUCUGAAAUGUU
Molecule: messenger RNA, 586 nt
Organism: Diabrotica virgifera virgifera (western corn rootworm)
Lineage: Eukaryota; Metazoa; Arthropoda; Insecta; Coleoptera; Chrysomelidae
Exons: 3
Coding region: 161-511 (116 amino acids)
Source: RefSeq, a predicted model, not a curated record